Messenger RNA from Salvia splendens (bonfire salvia), 813 nucleotides. Its product is annotated as probable WRKY transcription factor 29. The record is from RefSeq and is a predicted model, not a curated record. The transcript has 3 exons. The coding region runs from base 64 to 696 and encodes 210 amino acids. NCBI's taxonomy places the organism in Eukaryota, Viridiplantae, Streptophyta, Magnoliopsida, Lamiales, Lamiaceae. Gene Ontology annotation, biological process: regulation of DNA-templated transcription. Gene Ontology annotation, cellular component: nucleus. Gene Ontology annotation, molecular function: DNA-binding transcription factor activity; transcription cis-regulatory region binding.
GCAACUCUUCAGCACUUAAAUAGUUUCAUUUUCUUGAAUCAAGAAAGUGAAAGAUAUUGAGUUAUGUGGGAAGUGAUGGAGGACUGGAGUUUGCAGGCAAUAGUCCAAGGAUCGAGCGGCGAGUUUGGGAAGAUGGAAAUGGAGGCUCCUGAUUCAUUCUUCCAAUCCGAUCAAGAUCUUGGCGACAUCUUCAAACCAUUUUACCCGGAUCAAACAAACGCCGCUGAGGAUUACACGCCCAAGUACAAGAAAAGGAAGAAUGAGCAUAAGAGAGUUGUGGUUAAGGUUUCAGCUGAGGGGGGGCUUUCCUCUGACAUGUGGGCUUGGCGUAAAUACGGCCAAAAACCUAUCAAGGGAUCGCCAUAUCCAAGGAGCUAUUACAGCUCAAAGGGAUGUUUGGCAAGAAAACAAGUGGAGCAAAGCUGUACGGAGACAGGGAUGUUCAUAAUCACCUACACGGCGGAGCACAGCCACAGCCAGCCCACGCGCCGGAACUCCUUAGCUGGCACAGUCAGGCAGAAGUUCCCCUCCCCAAAACCAUCCCAUAAAUCUCAGCACCAAACGGAAAGGGAUGUUAAACCGGUGAUCAAAGUGGAGGAGAACCCCAAACCCGACCCACACGAAUUUGUUUUCAGCGAGGAUUUCUUUUCGUGGCUAGAGGAAUUCGAUGAGUUCGCUCAGCCAUUUUCUGUGUAGCUGGCUUUAGGAAUUCUUCCUUUUUUCCGAUGUAAGAAAUAUAGUCGCUCAACUCAAAAAUUGGCGAGUUAGAAUGUCCAAACUAAUUUUUUUAUUAUUUUGUCUUAAGAUUAUUAA